This is a messenger RNA of Drosophila melanogaster (fruit fly), 1782 nucleotides long. RefSeq names its product cytochrome P450 12b2 (gene Cyp12b2). The coding region runs from base 129 to 1736 and encodes 535 amino acids. Gene Ontology annotation, molecular function: oxidoreductase activity, acting on paired donors, with incorporation or reduction of molecular oxygen; heme binding; monooxygenase activity. Gene Ontology annotation, cellular component: mitochondrial membrane. The transcript is spliced from 6 exons. Lineage: Eukaryota; Metazoa; Arthropoda; Insecta; Diptera; Drosophilidae. The record is from RefSeq and is marked reviewed.
CAGUUGGCAAAUUCUCGCCACCGGUUGCAGUCAAGCCCAGCCCCGUUUAAUUUCCAAUUAUAUGCUUUUGUAUAGUAUAUAAAUAAUAUAUACCAAUUUAAAGCAGUUGCCAAUCAAAGGGACUUAGAAUGUGGAAAUAUUCUAACAAAAUUAUCUACCGGAACGUAUCGGGCAAUCAGCUGUGGUUUAAUAGGAACUCAUCUGUUGGUGGCACACUCAGUCAGCAGACCCAGUUGGAACUUGCGGACUCUCGCAUAGAUGAGAAAUGGCAACAGGCCAGGUCGUUUGGAGAAAUUCCGGGUCCCAGCCUCCUGCGAAUGCUAUCCUUUUUUAUGCCAGGCGGAGCACUUCGCAACACAAACUUGAUUCAAAUGAACCGCCUGAUGAGAGAAAUGUACGGCGAUAUAUACUGCAUUCCCGGAAUGAUGGGUAAACCGAACGCAGUCUUCACUUACAACCCAGACGACUUCGAAAUGACCUACCGCAACGAGGGUGUUUGGCCCAUUCGCAUCGGUCUGGAGAGCUUGAACUACUAUCGCAAGAUACACAGACCUGAUGUCUUUAAAGGUGUUGGCGGUCUGGCAUCUGAUCAGGGUCAGGAAUGGGCUGAUAUUCGCAACAAGGUGAAUCCCGUUCUUAUGAAAGUUCAGAAUGUCCGGCAAAAUCUACCACAACUAGAUCAGAUAUCUAAGGAGUUUAUAGACAAAUUGGAAACCCAAAGAAAUCCAGAGACCCACACUCUCACUACUGACUUUCACAAUCAGCUGAAGAUGUGGGCCUUCGAGUCGAUUAGCUUUGUGGCUCUGAACACCCGCAUGGGAUUGCUUAGUGAUAAUCCAGAUCCUAAUGCGGAUCGUCUGGCUAAACAUAUGAGGGAUUUUUUUAACUAUAGCUUCCAGUUCGAUGUGCAGCCCUCCAUUUGGACUUUUUAUAAAACCGCUGGCUUCAAGAAGUUUCUCAAAACCUACGACAAUAUUACCGAUAUUACCUCAAAUUAUAUAGAGACGGCAAUGAGAGGCUUUGGUAAAAAUGAUGACGGUAAGACAAAAUGCGUUCUGGAGCAAUUGCUGGAACACAACAAGAAGGUGGCUGUGACAAUGGUUAUGGACAUGCUUAUGGCUGGAAUUGAUACGACUUCAUCAGCUUGUCUGACUAUCCUCUAUCACUUGGCUCGCAAUCCAUCAAAGCAAGAGAAACUGCGUCGGGAGCUACUCCGUAUAUUGCCCACCACCAAGGACUCGUUGACGGAUCAAAAUACCAAAAACAUGCCUUAUCUGAGAGCCUGCAUCAAGGAGGGUCUGCGCAUCACAUCUAUUACGCCGGGAAAUUUUCGCAUAACACCCAAGGAUCUAGUGCUAUCGGGCUAUCAGGUGCCACGUGGCACUGGAGUUCUGAUGGGUGUCCUGGAGCUGUCCAACGACGAUAAAUACUUUGCUCAGAGCUCUGAGUUCAUACCGGAACGCUGGCUUAAGUCCGACUUAGCUCCGGAUAUCCAGGCUUGUCCAGCGGCCCGAACCCGUAACCCCUUCGUAUACCUGCCCUUUGGCUUUGGACCUCGAACCUGUAUUGGCAAAAGGAUUGCCGAGCUGGAGAUCGAAACGCUGCUGGUGCGACUCUUGCGAAGCUACAAGGUCAGCUGGCUGCCCGAAACUCCGAUUGAAUAUGAAAGCACCAUUAUCUUAUCACCCUGCGGUGACAUUCGCUUUAAAUUGGAACCAGUCGGUGACUUAAUGUGAUAUGUUUAUCCUAAGCUCAAGUACAGACUAUCGGUUAAGUUCAGAG